CCCAUCCCUCCCCUCGCCCAUCCUAUUGGAAGAAAGUCAAGAUUUUGAUCAACUCGAGAUCUGGCUGUUACGUCUGAGGACGACUCAUUAAUUUCAGCAACCUCAUUUCAACUUUAUUCUGCAGCUUCCUGGCAUUGUGGAAAGGCACUCUCUUGGCACGCAGUGGAGAUCCCUGUUAGCUGCCAUGGGGCUUUAAGGCAGCUCAGCUUUCCCACUGGCGAGUGUGGGAGUGGUGGCGAAUCUCUACAGGAAGGAAGGAAGGAGUGUGACAGAAACCGGGAGGAGGAGCUGACCCAGCACGUGAAUGGCUGCCAAGGAUUAUGACCACUUGUUCAAACUACUCAUCAUCGGGGACUCCGGGGUUGGGAAAAGUAGCCUCCUGCUCCGUUUCGCAGACAACACCUUUUCCGGUAGCUACAUCACAACCAUUGGGGUAGACUUCAAAAUUCGGACACUAAUGGUAAACGGAGAGCGGGUGAAACUGCAGAUCUGGGACACUGCGGGACAGGAACGCUUCCGGACCAUCACCUCCACGUACUACCGUAACACACAUGGCGUCAUCAUUGUGUAUGACGUGACAAAACCGGAGUCCUUUGUCAAUGUGAAGCGCUGGCUGCACGAGAUUGGACAGAACUGUGACAGUGUCUGCAAGAUCCUGGUGGGCAACAAAUGUGAAGACCCAUCACGGAAGCAAGUGGACACGGCUGAUGCCCGGCGAUUUAGUGAGCAGAUAGGAGUGCGGCUCUUUGAGACGAGUGCUAAGGAGAACCUCAACGUUGAAGAGAUGUUCAAUGCCAUCACAGCCAUGGUGCUUCGGACCAAACGGGAAAACCUGGCACGACUCCAACAGCAAAACGAGGUUGUCAAAAUCAACAAGCCCAAGAAGAAACCGUCUGUCAAGAAAUGCUGCUGAAAUUGGGUGGGGACUUCUGUCUUCUAACCCCCCACUCCAAAUUCCAAAAAAGGACUGGGCACUGUGCGUAGGGGAUGGGGGCAGUAAAAAUGUUCAUGUGGGGAGGCAGUGGGUUUUGGAUGGGAGGGAUAUGGAAGAGAAUCACAGCCCCCUCUCCGCGGUUACUGGGAUGGAAGAGUCACAUAAUACUGAAAUUCUUCCUCGCUGCUGGAAGAUGUCUUAAAAGAAACAGGGCAGUGGCAGAUUGAGAAAUAUGAAAAGAUUCUGCUGAAACAAACAGGACACUUUGCUACAAGGUGUAAUGAAGAGAACAGGCUUUUCUAAACCUCUGUGGUGUUGCCCUUAAACUCUCCCCCCUUUAUUUUACACCCCCCACCCUGCCCCCUCGUUCAAUCACUAAGAAUAAAACAAGGUGGACCUUAGAGAACUGUUCUCUGCUUUAUAGGCUCACGUGUGGUUAAUGAGGCAUAAAAGUAAAGAAAAUCUAUGGAAGGAGUCGGAACAUUUCACACAGCAAUUGUGGGCAUUUCUCCCCUUUGGUUGCUCAGUUGAUAUAUGGGAUGGGAUGUGUGUCAGAAGCUUCCCCUCCUCUUGGUUCGUGAGACAGAAUCGUUCAUCUCUUCCUCAGUCCCCCACAAUACCCCUGGACAUUUAGGAGAAAAGCGAUGACUGUUAAUGACCAAGUAAGAUUUGGGCUGAACAAGCAUUUUCUUUGCCAGCCUUUCUGCUUACAGGCUUCACCUGUGGGUGCCAAGUGGUCACGUUGGCUUUUUCCUCCCCCACCCCAAAUUUAACAGUGCAUGGGGCUCAUCUCAGCUGGAAGGAGCGGAUGGCUGGGUGCUGCAGUUUUCCACCUCGCAGCCACCAAGCUGCAUGGGCGUGAUGGAGUUUCAGCCUCGUGUCUCCCCCCUUCCCAAGCCCCAGUCAUUCAUUUUUUUUUUGAGGGGGGGAGGGCUCCUCUGUGCAAUACGUUUUGCUUCUUGAAUUAUUUUAUAUACACAUAAAUGAAUAUGUAUAGAAUUAAAACUUUUUUGUUUUAACCCACUGCUAACGGCAUUAAACUUGGUAAGGAGACACCACUAUUCAAUAAAGGAACAUUUAGAUAUGAAA
Heteronotia binoei (common prickly gecko) is the source of this 2023-nucleotide messenger RNA. Its product is annotated as ras-related protein Rab-35-like. Gene Ontology annotation, cellular component: endosome membrane; plasma membrane. Gene Ontology annotation, biological process: endocytic recycling. The record is from RefSeq and is a predicted model, not a curated record. The transcript is spliced from 7 exons. NCBI's taxonomy places the organism in Eukaryota, Metazoa, Chordata, Lepidosauria, Squamata, Gekkonidae. Bases 305 to 913 code for a protein of 202 amino acids. Gene Ontology annotation, molecular function: GTP binding; GTPase activity.